Molecule: messenger RNA, 1601 nt
Organism: Pimephales promelas (fathead minnow)
Lineage: Eukaryota; Metazoa; Chordata; Actinopteri; Cypriniformes; Leuciscidae
Gene: anxa14
Product: annexin A14
Cellular component (GO): plasma membrane; cytoplasm; nucleus
Molecular function (GO): calcium ion binding; phosphatidylserine binding; calcium-dependent phospholipid binding
Source: RefSeq, a predicted model, not a curated record
UGUUCUUUCAGGUGGAGAACUCUCCUGAUCUUUCUUGUGUUUGACUUGAGCUUAUUUGCACAGUCAAGUUCAGCUCUGUUGACAUUAACAACAGUCUCUCACAUUUCUCAGAUUACAACCUGUUUUACACUGAAUCUUUACCACCGACACUGUAAAUUGAAACAUAAACUUUCCUGAAUCACAAAGAUUCUUCCAAAGAACAUUUUGGGAGGAAUCCAGUCGAUUGAGUCUUCCAGUUCUGCAGGUUUUCAAGGUUUUUGUGCGUGUCCAGGUUACACCCAUGAGCGGAUAUCUGAUCUGAUCCGAUCGGAGCCAUUGAGAUCUUCUAUUUGGUUUGAGACGUUCUGUUCUGAGACGUUUUUGCAUCCGACGCAUCUGAGAACUACAGCGUAUGGAAAACAGGAGCGGUUUAUUCCUCGUAAGCCUUUUAAAACAUUGAGUUUUCAUCCUGCGCUAUAUUGAGUUCAAUAAGAUCCAGCAUCUAUAAAAGAGCUGAAACUCAACCUCAGACUGAGAUUUAUACACACUUCAGCAGACUUCCUAACUUCCUUCACUGAUAAGUUCUGCGAUGGAGAAAGAGUCAAACUCCCAGGAUCUGUCUCCUCUGAUGACUGAAGGCAUGUGGUGGGGAACGCUGGGAUCAGUUCGGCCCUUCCCGAAUUUCCGUCCCGAGAGAGAUGUUACCAUCCUUCAAGCUGCUCUGGAGAAGAAAGAUGUGAGCACCAUUGUGAGAAUAAUAACCAAUCGCAGUAAUGCUCAAAGACAAUCUCUGGCACGCGUCUACAAGAAGGCCUCACAAAUGGAACUCCAGGCGAGUCUGAAGAAGGUUCUUUCCGGGGAUCUGCAGUCUCUGAUACUCAGUUUGAUGAUGAUCCCGGAGCUAUUUGAUGCCCAUCGCUUGCGCAAAGCCAUGGAGGGUGCUGGUACGGAUGAAGAAACUCUUCUAGAGGUGUUGUGCACCAGGACGCCACUGCAGCUCGCCAACAUCAAGACUACAUACAGUCAAGAGUUCAAGCGGGAUUUGGAGAAAGACUUGAUCAGUGAAUCCAGUGGGGAUUUUUCCAAGAUCAUCGUGGCAUUGUUGAAGAAAGAGAAUGGGCCAGGAGUGAUUGAGCAGGACACAGCAACUUUAUCUGAGGAGCUGAAAAACAAGAAACCUUCAGCUGAUGUUUGGAUCCAAAUCCUCACCACGAGAAGCCCGGAUCAUCUGCGAAUCGUGCUGGAAGAGCUGGAGCUGGAGAGAGGACAGACACUGGAAGACACUUUAGAUGGACGCUUUAAAGGACUUCAGUCUGGAGAUCUGAGGAAAGGCCUGAAAACACUCGUUCGAUCUUUACAGAACCAGCAUCUGUUCCUGGCUCAACGGAUCCAAACCAUGAAAGCCUCAGUGGUUCAGGGUGUGAUGGUGUCUCACAGUGAAGAGGAUCUGCUGAGAAUUCGAGUCGCUUUCCUUCAGUCGACGGGAGCUUCACUGUACACUGCCUUACAGAAGCAGUUUAAGGCUGAUCUCCUGCAGGGUCUGUUGUGUGUGUGUCGAGCUGAGGAUUAGCAGAUGAGGAAACAGUCACACACUGUUUCGUAAAUAAAUAAAUAAAUAAAUA